Molecule: messenger RNA, 744 nt
Organism: Lachnellula hyalina
Lineage: Eukaryota; Fungi; Ascomycota; Leotiomycetes; Helotiales; Lachnaceae
Exons: 2
Coding region: 1-744 (247 amino acids)
Source: RefSeq, a predicted model, not a curated record
AUGGCACGGAGCGAGAACGUCCCUCCCAUAAUACACCCAAUACAGGUAUCUGCCGAAGACAUGGCAUUGCCACUAGCAAACUGUUUUACGUUAGCAAAAAUGUGGGAUGGAAGCGCCCAGCCUGCUGGUGAUUUAGUUGACCAGACUAUCAAGCGGGAGAUGGAGAGAUUGUUCAUUGAGUACCGGACAUAUGACCAGCCUACACUCGUCGCUGCCUUUCAGGCAUUGCUAAUAUACUCGAUAAUUCUUCUCUUCCCGAAUCCGCAAAAACCAUCACCAGGAACAUUCAAUCAGGUAACUCUCAUCGCGCUCCAAGACCUUGGCUGCUACGUUAGCGAAACAGACUUCAAUCUAGCACCCGUAACUGUACAUAACCGACCCACAUGGGAUACCUGGAUUAUCGUAAACGCCAAACGAAGAACCCUGAUGGCUUUGUACUGUUUUGAGUGGAUGUACGCAAGACUUAACGCCUUACCAACAUAUCCCUGCACAGAGAUCGGGUUUAUGCCUGGCCCAGCAGGAAAGUCAACCUGGGGAGCGAGGUCAAGAGAUGAGUGGGAGUGUGCGUAUGGCAGAUGGCUAGGGCGAUGGGCCGAAGGCGGCUUCUAUACAAUAAAGGAACUGGCAAACGUUCGGCCAGGGCCCGAGAUUGACGCACGCACUGAAAUGUGGUUGGAGGAAGCAGAUGAAUUUGGGAUGAUGUAUAUGUCUCUGGAUAAAAUCUCUCCUCCUGAAGCUGUCUGA